AAACACAAUAACAAUAGAUCUUUCUUGGAGUAGUCAACGAUUUAAAAAGAUUUAUUGUCCAUGGGAUUUCUCGAUGAUGAGCUUGAAGAAGUGUCAAAACUUUGUCAAAAUGUCAUUCCAGGAAGUUGUCUUGUUACUUGUUUCCCAACAAUGGUUCGAGUGGAAAUAACAAAAACAGUAUUUAAGAAGAUUAUUGCUUGUAUUCAAUUUUCAAAAAUUUAUCCAGCAGAUAUAUUGUUACUGGAAUUAAAAAGCAAAACAUUAUCUCAAAAAUUAUUGUCUGGAUUAACUGAAAUUUGUGAAAAAAAUUGCAAAAAUUUAAUAGGAAAAGCUCAGAUUUUACCAACUUUAAAAUUUUUAAAUAAUUUUAUCGAUGAAAAUCCAUUGAUUUGUUGUUACGAUGAAAUAAAUUCAUCAAAAAAAUUACUACAAGAUUGUGAUAUUUUUCGAUUGAAGCAAAAAAUAUCAACAAUUAAUCUUGAAGUUCAUUGUGAAGCUUAUUUUUUUAAAACAAAAAUAUUCAUACCUGAUGAUUAUCCAACAACAUCAGCAAAAUUAACUGAAGUUGUUACAAAUUUUCCUCCAUUAUUUGAAAGAUUUUUAUUAGGACAAGCAAAAGAAUUAGGACGUCGUUGUGUUGAACCUCCUCUUCGUAAAUUACCAAAUAAAAUAUUUAAACCUUCACCAUCAUUGGAUAAGAUUGCUUCAUUUAUUAUAAGGUCAGUAAAACAAAUACCAGAAGAAAAUUGUCAACUUUGUAAGAUAAAAUGUCUACCAAAAAACCCAGAGAAUAUUAUUCGUGAUGAAAAUGCAGACUUGCACAUUGAGAGACUUUAUUGUAGUCAUCUUUUUCAUUUACAAUGUCUCGUGACAUAUAUGAAAACCCCUCCAUUUCACGGAGGCAAAAAAUGUCCUGGUUGUAGUGAACGAGUUUAUCAUGAAAAAUGGGGAUUAAGUGAAAAAUUAGCUGAAGAUAGAUGGGCACAUGAACAAGCUCGAGCAAGAGAAUUAGCUGAAGUUACAGAUUUUUUUGUUUAACAUAAAAUACAAAUAAAUAAAUAACAUUAAUUUAAUUUUUUUUUGCAUUACGCACAAGCUUAUAAUAUUAAUAAUAAAAUAUAUAAUAUUAAUUUAUUAUCAUUGAUUUUAUUAUUUAAAAAAAAAUAAAACUAAAAUAGUAUUUCAA
Molecule: messenger RNA, 1186 nt
Organism: Aphidius gifuensis
Lineage: Eukaryota; Metazoa; Arthropoda; Insecta; Hymenoptera; Braconidae
Exons: 7
Coding region: 61-1038 (325 amino acids)
Source: RefSeq, a predicted model, not a curated record